AUGAGAGAAGAAAACCAGUCUUCUACCAUGAAUUUCAUCCUCCUUGGAGUUACUGGUCAGCAGGAACAGGAAGAUUUCUUCUUCACCCUCUUCUUGUUCAUUUAUCCUAUCACACUGAUUGGAAAUGUGCUUAUCAUCAUGGCCAUUCAUUAUAACACUCACCUACACAAUCCCAUGUAUUUUUUCCUUGCCAAUCUCUCCCUUGUUGACAUCUUUUUCUCAUCUGUAGCAAUCCCUAAGACAUUGGUUAACCAUCUUCUAGGUAGUAAAACCAUAUCCUUUGAGGGAUGCUUCACACAGAUGUUUUUCAUGAUAGCCUUGGGUAACACAGAUAGCUACCUCUUGGCUGCAAUGGCCUAUGAUCGAGCUGUGGCCAUCAGCCGUCCACUUCAUUAUACAACAAUUAUGAGCCCAUGGUUCUGUGUCCUGCUGGUUGUUGGGUCUUGGGUGGUUGGAAAUGCCAAUGCCCUUCCCCACACUCUACUCACAGCUAGUCUGUCCUUCUGUGGCAACAAAGAAGUGGCCAACUUCUACUGUGACAUUACCCCCUUGCUCCAGCUGUCCUGUUCUGACAUCCACCUUAAUGUGAAGAUGAUGUACCUAGGAGUUGGUGUUUUCUCUGUGCCAUUACUAUGCAUCAUUAUCUCCUAUGUUCGGGUCGUUUUCACAGUCUUACGGGUUCCAUCCACUAAGGGCAUUUACAAAGCCUUCUCCACCUGUGGCUCUCACCUUACAGUUGUCUCUUUGUAUUAUGGGACAGUUAUGGGCAUGUAUUUCCGACCUCUGACCAGUUACAGCCUAAAGGAUGCAGUGAUAACUGUGAUGUACAUGGCCGUGACCCCAAUGUUAAAUCCUUUCAUCUACAGUCUGAGAAACCAAGACAUGAAGAUUGCUCUGGUAAAGCUCUUCCACAAUAGAAUCCCUCUAGAGAAGAGCCAAAAGAGAUAA
Messenger RNA from Chinchilla lanigera (long-tailed chinchilla), 948 nucleotides. RefSeq names its product olfactory receptor 1A1-like. Gene Ontology annotation, molecular function: G protein-coupled receptor activity; olfactory receptor activity. Lineage: Eukaryota; Metazoa; Chordata; Mammalia; Rodentia; Chinchillidae. The transcript has a single exon. The record is from RefSeq and is a predicted model, not a curated record. Gene Ontology annotation, cellular component: membrane. Gene Ontology annotation, biological process: G protein-coupled receptor signaling pathway. Bases 1 to 948 code for a protein of 315 amino acids.